GAUCAAUACAAAACAAGGAAAUGCGUGAGCCUUCAUGAACGAUGUUUUUAUCAUUCCCGUUCGUUAAUCUGCUAAGUGCAGUCAAGAAAGAUGCUGCUGGCGAUCCAGGUGAACUCCGAGGCCAUGCAGGACAACUACGUGUCGCUGCACACCAUCAGAUGUCAGGGCAGCGUCGAUGAUGUGCAGACCAUGGAAGAGAAGCUGCGACAGGACCCGGAGGCGCUGCACAGGAUCUGUAUGCCGAUGCUCACUACGCCGCUCCACCACGCGGCCUCAGCGGGUCACGAUUUGUGUGUCAGGUUUAUGUUGAGGCAGGGGGCCAGCACCAACAUCGAAGACCGCACCGGCUGCACACCCUUGGAGGCGGCCGUCAGCCGUACCCGCGUGGACUGCGUCGGGGAGUUGUUGGCCCACGGCGCCGACCCAAACUUCAAGUCGCCAAUUAACUUCAACCAAAGUCGCUCGAGGUGCCUCGCUAGAGCGUGUCUUGAGGGAAAUUCCAGUAUCGUCUCGAUGCUUUUGGAAGCUGGUGCUUUGGUAGACGACAUACCAUUUGGCGUGCCAGACUACUUGCUGAUCAGCCCCUGCAGCUUCGCCGUCGCUUACGGUCACCCGGAAAUCCUCCGGCUGCUCCUGCUGCACGGCGCCGUCACAGAUUUGAGUCAUUUGCCCAACUGCCAGAAUAAUGACCAGCUGGUCAAGAAACACCUGCUCCCGCACCUCGCAAUAACGCACAUGGGUCGUAAUGGUCUUGAAGCUACAAAACGCUGCUUAGAAAUUCUCAGGCAAUUCGGAGCUGAUUUCAGCGCGAUAGACCAAAACGGAAAAUCACCUCAGGAGUUGGCUCAUAUUUUAAAAAGUUCAAAGAACGUUGAGGAAUAUGAGGCACUGAUCGAAAACUUUCUCGACAAAUGCAGCUCCCCAUUAUCUCUACUCGAACUCGCCAGGUUAACAUUAUUUCGUCACUGCAAAGCUAACUAUUUUCAUAUGAUUCCUAAACUGAACAUCCCUCGUUGCUUGGUGUCAUAUUUAUAUUAUAAGAAUGAAGUGUGAUACCAUUUGCUUCUGCUGUAUCAAAGAAAAUUAAAUUAAAAACUGUGUGAUAUGGAUAACCCAAUCUAAGUAAGAUCAGUCCUAUUAGGAAGGCUAAAAUUGUCAUGUGUUCAAUAUACACAAAUCUGAUUAAGUGCCAUAAAUUCUAAAUUUUAAGGAU
Messenger RNA from Cloeon dipterum, 1213 nucleotides. Its product is annotated as ankyrin repeat, PH and SEC7 domain containing protein secG-like. Gene Ontology annotation, molecular function: protein binding. The record is from RefSeq and is a predicted model, not a curated record. The coding region runs from base 91 to 1053 and encodes 320 amino acids. NCBI's taxonomy places the organism in Eukaryota, Metazoa, Arthropoda, Insecta, Ephemeroptera, Baetidae. Gene Ontology annotation, biological process: intracellular signal transduction. The transcript has 6 exons.